This is a messenger RNA of Penicillium daleae, 1137 nucleotides long. RefSeq lists its product as uncharacterized. The record is from RefSeq and is a predicted model, not a curated record. Bases 1 to 1137 code for a protein of 378 amino acids. NCBI's taxonomy places the organism in Eukaryota, Fungi, Ascomycota, Eurotiomycetes, Eurotiales, Aspergillaceae. The transcript has a single exon.
AUGCUGCUGAGUUUUGGCCUUGAAGGGGUUGACGCAGUUGCUCAUACAAACGAGCCUGGCACCCAGCCAGAAUCCCUGCUAGCGUCUAACUCUCCUUCCUCGUCCGCUUUCUCGCUACCCACGUUACCAUGUCUGGGCACUCUCUAUAACCGAAACAAGCAGUCCGAUAGUCCUGUUCCGCCUGCACAAACUGUAUCCGCCGCGGCUCAAAUCCCCGUUACUUCAACACCGAGCGAGCUUGAGUCUUCCCAGGCCGCAUCACUAGCGAUUGCCCGGCCUCUGGUCUUUCAUUCCUAUACUUACAAAACUUCCCGGCCCAAAAUCUCGUACCAGUUCGCCUACCCCGUUGUUCAUACCUGGCAUAAACGACUUAGGCUUCGGCCGAAGCUUCUACUGCAAGUGCAGCAGGUGUCGCAUAUGGCCCGGCCCUUGCCCAUCUUAGAAGUUCAACAAUCGACAUUGUAUUUACCACGGUUUACUCGAAAGUUCCCGACCAUGUUUUGCCCGAAGAAUGGACAGGGCCCGAAUGACCUAAGUGUCGUGAGGAGUGAACUAUACACGCGCACGGUGGCCAGCAUCACCGAGAAAAAUAUAAGUUGCGAAAGAGAAGACAAUGCGGACCAACGCCAAGUCGUGGCCACGAUUGUCCGCGUGCCCCAAGAAGAUGGCGAUCUAAAAGGAAAGGCAGAGAUCUGCUUGAAUUUUGGGCCGGUGUGGGAAGUGACUCCUCUGCCUAGCGGCUCAUAUGAGUUUGUGGCUCGCACCGAAAAUGGUGUGCGGGUAGUGCGAUGGGCUCUGCGCGGAGGCAGGAAUCGACGCGCCUCUGCAACCCCGGGCACUCAACCGCGCAAUGACACCAAACGGUUCACUUUCAGCAUCAUCGAUCUCAACGCUCGUCGGCACCCGGUGAUCGCCUCUAUGAAUAAGAACCUGCUAGAGGUGUAUAAUGAAUAUUCCGUUGUGGUGCCCCCCAGCACCAGCCAAAUAUCCCAGAGCUUGGGUAUGUCCGUGGCCAGCGACCUGUCCGAUAAUGAAGCACUGGUAGAUAACAAGAACGUUGUUACGCUCGAUGACGGGCUACGUACGUUGAUCCUCAUAACCGGGAUCUGGGUUGCUUGCUGGGAGGGUUGGUCGUAG